Molecule: messenger RNA, 957 nt
Organism: Acanthamoeba castellanii str. Neff
Lineage: Eukaryota; Discosea; Longamoebia; Acanthamoebidae
Product: 26S proteasome regulatory subunit
Exons: 2
Coding region: 1-957 (318 amino acids)
Biological process (GO): translational initiation
Cellular component (GO): eukaryotic translation initiation factor 3 complex, eIF3m
Molecular function (GO): metallopeptidase activity; translation initiation factor binding; translation initiation factor activity
Source: RefSeq, a predicted model, not a curated record
AUGGAGACGCAGCCAGCACAGCAGAGCACGAAGAGCGGAACGGUGGUCGAUGCGACCGCCCUGUUCGCACUCACCGCCAAGUGCAAGCUCCACCCUGUGGUGGUGUUCAGCAUCCUCGAUCACUUCAGCCGCAGGAACGAGAAUCAAGAGCGAGUCGUGGGCACCCUUCUCGGCGUGAACAACGAUGGCGUCAUUGAGAUCAAGAACAGCUACCCCGUUCUCCACAACGAAUCGGGUGCGCUGAUUGGCAUCGAUCGCGAAUUCCACAGGUCCAUGUUCGAUCUCAACCAGAAGGCCAAUCGCGGUGAGGUCAUCGUGGGCUGGUACACCACCGGAUCGAAGGUGCCCGACUCGGCUGCCGCCAUUCACGACUUCUUCUGGCGAGAGGUGGGCGCCCCGCCCGUGGUGCUGCUCGUCGAUACGGGCCUCACCAACGCCAAGCUCGACGUCUCCGCCUUUGUCGGUCCGUCGCCGUCGGCCCUCGCCGCUGCCGCCGCCGCCGGCAGCAGCGGUGACGCCGCGCCCGCCGCCCCCGCCACGCCCGCCAAGCCCACCCUGUCACUCUCGACCGUGCAGCUCGAGUUCAGCGCGCCCAAGCCCGAGCGGCUGGGCCUCGCUGCUCUGUCAAGCACCGAAGGUCUGCGCGGCACAGUGGGCGAGGAGGGUGCGCUGCUGGACGACCUCGACAGCGUGGAGCGGUCGAUGGGCAAGCUCAUCGGCCUUCUUGAUGAGGUGACGGCCUACGUGCAGCGCGUGAUCGAGGGCAAGGAGACGCCCAACGUCGAGGUCGGCCGGCUGCUCUACGACACCCUCUACUCGCUGCCCAAGGUCGACGCCGAGCAGUUCGAGACCCUCUUCAGCAAGCAGAUCCAGGAUUUGGUCAUGAUCGUCUACCUCUCCAAGCUCACCAGGACCCACCUCACCCUCAACGAAAAGCUCCAGAGCCUUGUCCAGUAG